CACGCACGCCCGACGCACACGCAUCGCACGCCUCCUUCGUCUCUUCGCAGACGUCGCGCCGCCUUCUCACAUCCUCCCGUCUCAUCCUCGACGCUCACGCGCGCCAUGUUCUCCGUCGCCGCAUCCUCCGCAUCGAUCGUUCCGCAUCGGGUGUCAGUUCGCGGGCCCGCCCCGCGCGCGACCCGAGGCGCGUUCCACGUCGUCGCGGGCACCGGCAAGGGGUUCCAACAUCAGACGCACCACAAGGACACGAGGCAGGAGAUCAACUACGAGAAGAUGAUCCCGGGAUACGCGGAGAUGUCCAGGCCGCAGAAGUUCCGCGCGCGUCGCAGCGUCAAGCAGAUGAUCAACAAGAUGGAGAACGACCAAGCGCAGAAAUCCGCGGUGAGGAACACGUCGGAUUUCGCGAAGAAAGUCUACGCCGCGUUCAACGAUUGCGUCGCGCGGUGCGAAGGCCCCGACUGCGUCAACGAGUGCAAGGUCGAGUGGGGGAUGGAUCAAUAAAAAUCGAUCGAUCGAUCGAUCGAACGCUUCUCGGCCGUCGUGAACGCGGACACGAGAGACGCGAGGGACGCGCUGCUUCAUGUGCACGUCUGUGCUUCGGACGACGCGUGUAAGUUACUAAUAAUCAUCUGAGAACGAAGAGAAAAA
Messenger RNA from Micromonas pusilla CCMP1545, 651 nucleotides. RefSeq lists its product as uncharacterized. The record is from RefSeq and is a predicted model, not a curated record. Bases 106 to 504 code for a protein of 132 amino acids. The transcript is spliced from 4 exons. Lineage: Eukaryota; Viridiplantae; Chlorophyta; Mamiellophyceae; Mamiellales; Mamiellaceae.